This is a messenger RNA of Cucumis melo (muskmelon), 939 nucleotides long. RefSeq names its product metalloendoproteinase 1-like. Gene Ontology annotation, molecular function: zinc ion binding; metalloendopeptidase activity. The transcript has a single exon. Lineage: Eukaryota; Viridiplantae; Streptophyta; Magnoliopsida; Cucurbitales; Cucurbitaceae. Gene Ontology annotation, cellular component: extracellular matrix. The record is from RefSeq and is a predicted model, not a curated record. Gene Ontology annotation, biological process: extracellular matrix organization; collagen catabolic process; proteolysis. Bases 1 to 939 code for a protein of 312 amino acids.
AUGGCAAAUAAACCUUUGGUAAUUCUUCUCUUCAUCUCCAUCUUCCUUCCACUGUGCUUUUCAACUCCAUUGCUCCAUGUUUCUCCAUUUGCAUUUCUCAACAAACUCCAAGGAUGCACGAAAGGUGAUAAUGUCAAAGGCAUAUCCAAUCUUAAGAACUUUUUCCAUCAUUACGGUUAUUUAAACCAUCAAAUCAAUGCCACUAGUCAUUUGAUUGACAUUGACGUUGAUGACACCUUUGACGAUCGUCUCGAGUCUGCUAUCAAAACCUACCAACAAUACUUCCAUCUAAACUCCACUGGAUCCCUGAAUGUCGAGACGAUAUCCCAACUUGCAAAACCUCGGUGUGGUAAUCCAGAUAUCAUCGACGAAACUGCCGAUCGAAUGUUAUUAGAACACAACAGUGAUAGUAGACAUGAUUACCAUCAUCUUCCCCACAUCGUUUCACACUUCACUUUCUUCUCAGGAAUGCGUAGGUGGCCAUCUACCAAAUACCACCUAACAUACGCAUUUCUUCCAGGCACUCGAGUGGAUGUGAAAGCCCCAGUGGCACGAGCAUUUGCAACUUGGGCUCGGUACACUCAUUUUAAGUUUUCUUUGGCUAAAAACUAUAGAAAAGCUAAUUUAAAGAUAGGGUUUUAUAGAGGGAACCAUGGAGAUGGGUAUUCAUUUGAUGGGCCAGGGAGGACUUUGGCACAUUCUUUUGCUCCAACUGAUGGGAGAUUUCAUUAUGAUUCAGCAGAAAAAUGGACAGUUGGGGCAGUGAGAGGUAGAUAUGAUAUGCAAACAGUGGCUUUGCAUGAGAUUGGACAUCUUCUUGGGCUAGGGCAUAGCAAAAUUAGAAAUAGUAUAAUGUAUCCUUAUAUAAAAUCUGGGGCUACUAAGGGUUUGAGUCUUGACGACAUUUUAGGAAUCAAGGUUUUAUACCAUAGACCCUAG